AUGUCACUAACCCUCCCGUUAGUCUCCAACUCUUUAAUCCCACACACUCCUUCUCUCACAAUCUUCUCUCCCUCUGAUACUGCAUUUACUCAAUCAGGCCAACCCCCUCUUUCUAUCCUCCGUCUCCACUUCUCUCCACUCUCUUUCCCUCUCAAUUCCCUCGAGUCCCUCUCUCUAGGUGCCAAGAUCCCAUCUCUUUUUCCAAAUUAUUCACUUACCAUCACUUCUACCGGCGAUGACGUUUCACUAAAUGGGGUCAAGAUUAAAGAUUCCCCGGUUUAUGAUGAUGGUUCUUUGGUUAGUAGGGUUUUGAAUUCAAAAGGCUACUCUGUUAUGGCCUCUUUUCUUGAUUUGCAAUUAAUGGUGGGCUUUACGGACAAGACUGCGUUAACAAUCUUUGCUCCUGUUGAUGAAGUGAUAAAGGCUUUUCUCUGGGAUUUGAGGGAGUACUCUUCAAUGUUUCUCAAGCAUGCUGUUCCUUGCAAGAUUAUGUGGGGCGAUUUGGUUAAUUUUGAUGAUGGGGUUGUUUUAGAGACUUAUUUGGAGGGAUUUGGGAUUACUGUCUCAACAUCUGGUGAUAAUUUGAUGCUUAAUGAUCAAGCCUCAGUAAAUUUCCCAGACAUGUAUCACAAUGACUGGCUUGUGAUUCAUGGCCUCCAAUCGAUACUUAAGGAACCAGAGAGUGAAUAUAGUUUCUUGGAUGAUGGUGAUGAAUUCUAA
This is a messenger RNA of Populus trichocarpa (black cottonwood), 720 nucleotides long. Its product is annotated as putative fasciclin-like arabinogalactan protein 20. The record is from RefSeq and is a predicted model, not a curated record. Bases 1 to 720 code for a protein of 239 amino acids. The transcript has 2 exons. NCBI's taxonomy places the organism in Eukaryota, Viridiplantae, Streptophyta, Magnoliopsida, Malpighiales, Salicaceae.